GCGACGGCAGCCAGCGAAAGCCACGUGACCUCGCUUCACUGGGUGCCGCGGUCAUGUGACUUCGGGAAGAUGGCUGCCCUGACAGCGGUGCAUUUUGCAGCGCUCCAGAGCCUGCUCAAGGCCUCCUCAAAAGAUGUUGUCAGACAGCUGUGUCAAGAGAGCUUUUCCAGCUCAGCCCUUGGCUCGAAAAAACUCUUGGAUAUUACAUGUUCCAGCUUGUCUGUGACCCAGGAGGAGGCAGAGGAACUGCUCCAGGCUCUGCACCGCCUCACUCGGCUGGUGGCAUUCCGUGACCUGUCCUCUGCCGAGGCAAUUCUGGCUCUCUUUCCAGAAAAUUUCCACCAAAACCUCAAAAACCUGCUGACGAAGAUCAUUCUAGAACAUGUGUCUGCUUGGAGAACCGAAGCCCAGGCAAAUCAGAUCUCUCUGCCACGCCUGGUCGAUCUGGACUGGAGAGUGGAUAUCAAAACCUCCUCAGACAGCAUUAGCCGCAUGGCCGUCCCCACCUGCCUGCUCCAGAUGAAGAUCCAGGAAGAUCCCAGCCUAUGUGGAGACAAACCCUCCAUCUCAGCUGUCACCGUGGAGCUGAGCAAAGAAACACUGGACACCAUGUUAGAUGGCUUGGGCCGCAUCCGAGACCAACUCUCUGCCGUGGCCAGUAAAUGAUCUAGCCAGCUGCCAGGGCCACUGCCGUGACCCAGCUGCUCAUGAGCGAUAAAUGUCUCCCCACAUGCAGGCUGCCCUUGCAGCUGCAGCUGACAACAGGCAGGAUGGUGGGGACAGCAGGGGGCUACUGCCAUCCAGAAGUUACAGUUGGAUUGGGAAGAAGCAGCCAGAUCCCCCGCGGUUCUCCUCACUCAUCUUUCUCUUUCUGAAGCUGGAGAGCAGAAGCCCCCAUCUUUGAAAAGCUCCUGAGUGCAACUUAAUUACCACCAUGGCAGGGGGAGGGAACAUUUGCAUCGUCAGUUGCCUGUGCAUAGCUGUUUGGGAAAUUCAGGCCCAAAUCAUGCAGUUUAUCCAAUACGUUUGUUUCCAACAUUAGCUCUAAUUAGUUCAUUUCCAAUCCCAGAACACAUGAAGGGAAUCAGGUGAGAAAUGCCAGCAGUUCCCGCUCCUCUGUCAGGGAAGCCAGGCAGAGCCCACAGAGCAUGGUCCAUCGAGAGUGUUCCCUGAGCUCCCUGCACCACGCUGGAACCCCUCUUCAGUGCAGGAAGUCUGAAAUGGGUACUAAUUCCCUUCUUCAUGAAACCAGGGCCCUCCUUCACCUGAUGCAGCCACUCCUAGGUGAAGAAGUGGGAAUAAUUGGAAAUAAACAACAGUUCUAAACUUUCAUGAUUUUUGUAGCUUCUUUUGUCCCCAAGUUAUGGCCUUUGGCCAGUACUUUCUCUAGUUUUUGAAGAUGAUCCCCACUUCCUAAUUCCCAGCUAAGCCCUUGACCCAUGGUGUGAUAUGAAAUCAGGCAAAUGAAUCUCAACCACCUUCUGUGUUUUCACCUGUUACGUAGAACAAAAGGAAGCAAGGCUAAUCGUCAGUAUGUGCUUGUUACAAGAGCUGUGAUGAAGGCACUCCUUCGAGUUUAACCAAAUGAGAUCAUCUCUGUCAUGUGCCUCACGCUUCACGGGGACUCCAUGUGUGAAGAUCUCCCUUCCCUCUCCAGAUCAUCCCCAUGGCAACAGCUUGCAGCCUGCUGUUCGAGUGCUUUGCUUUGGCAGCUUCUCUGCUAGUUUGUGUACUGAGUGAAUGGAGGAGGUAAAUCCUCAGAUUAAGAAUAUGUUCUCAGGAGUCAGGCAGCCAACGUCAGAAGCCAGCUCUGCUUCUCAGUGGUAAGGUGCUUGACCUCUAGAUCUCAAUUUUCACCCACUUUGUACUUUUUUCCUAAAUUAAAUGAGUAUAAUAGUAGUACCUACUUGAUAGGACUUUUGUGAAAAUUAAAUGAUAUAAUGCACCUAAAAACACUUAGUACUGUUACAACUAAUAGGAAAGGCUUUGAUUAUUAAUGGAUGAGAGUAGAAAGCUUGGUGCCUUUAUUGUCUCAUCUACUAUAACAGAGUUGGUGUGAGAAUUAAUACUCUUAUCCUCCCUUUAUUGACCAGGAAACCAGCUCAUUGAGGUUGAGUCAUCUGCUGGUCAUUAAGAGGUAGACCCCUAUUUCUCUAGCCUGUCUACAACACAGGACUUUGCAAGGAACAUGGAAUUCUGUGACUAGUGCCAUUUGGAAAAUGUUGAAACUGAGGUACAGAUGAGAGAUCUUACCUCUGCCUACCCAGUGGGAUACUAGGAAGGUCAAGGGAAAAAAAUUCCAAGCUCUUCUUUAUCUGCUAUAGGAAGUGAACAUUCAGUUUUUUGCAUGCAAUGACAAGAGGUCACGGACCCCAGAAGUCAGCCCACUACUUCCAAGUUGAGAGCCCCUGGUUGUACCCUCCAGUUGAGCUCACCCUUGUCACAAAUUUACCCCUCUCCUUUCCUUCCAUUCCCCAUGACCUGCAGAGAGAGAUCUCAUAUACCUUUCUCUUGGCCUCCCAUGGGCAUUCAAAAGAAACACUUGAAGCAAGAAGCCCAGUAGAGGUGUCUGGGCAGUUGGACAUUUCCUUUAGUCAGAUCUGUCCGAAUAGAGCCAUCUGGGUACGUGACACAGAGGGCAUUUGAUAAAUAAUUGGAAAAGUCAAUACAAGUUCGCUACCCUU
Molecule: messenger RNA, 2684 nt
Organism: Piliocolobus tephrosceles (Ugandan red Colobus)
Lineage: Eukaryota; Metazoa; Chordata; Mammalia; Primates; Cercopithecidae
Gene: COMMD9
Product: COMM domain containing 9
Exons: 6
Coding region: 70-666 (198 amino acids)
Source: RefSeq, a predicted model, not a curated record